Cephus cinctus (wheat stem sawfly) is the source of this 1746-nucleotide messenger RNA. RefSeq lists its product as uncharacterized. The transcript has 2 exons. Bases 1276 to 1590 code for a protein of 104 amino acids. Lineage: Eukaryota; Metazoa; Arthropoda; Insecta; Hymenoptera; Cephidae. The record is from RefSeq and is a predicted model, not a curated record.
CCAUUGCGAGUAUCGGAGUGACGUAAUCACGGCUCACGGAAGAGCCGAUUUCUUACAGGUUUCGUAUUCUGCAGCGACACCGGAAAUGUCGCUAGGAUCGCGAGGAGGAAGUCGCUCUUUAGAAAUCAAAAUAAUUCCUCGUAGAUCUGUUAAAAUGCCUAAAAUGCUUAGAGUAACAUUUCUCCGUGAGAAAAUUAUAAUCGGAUCUCUAUCGAGUAUUCAUCCUCGCGAUUAAAACUGCCCAAGCGAAGCGUCGAAUUAAAUUUUUUGUAUUUUUGUUUCAAUUUCCAAAAACAAAUUCCUAUCACACAGUAAGAGGAUUUUUUUUUAAUAACGAUCAUUCGUUUAUUCCUUGUGCACACUAUCGUUGUAUGUUUCGAAAUAAUUUCUACAUAUAAUUUUACGUGUGUCCAGCCUCUUACCGUGUGACUAAAACGCUUCGCAUGAGCCUAUUUAAAAAUCUUUAAAUGAUAAGCCAAAAUUGUGAUAGUGCACAAUUUAAAAAAAAAUCAGGAAUCAUAACUGGACAUAUCCAAGUAUAUACUGUAUGUAAAAAAAAUUCCAAAACAUGUUAAUGCGAAUGAUUUGCGUAUAUUAUAUUUUUAGAAUAUUUUCAGCAAAGCACGGUUCGUCGACUGAUAUCUUUUUGACACAUUGACUUGAUAGUAUUUUAAAAAAAAAAAAAAUAUUCACCACGAUAAGUUCAGUAUUGGUCUCCUUUGUUACACGUGCACAUAUAAAUAACCAAUGAAGAGAGAACUUAAUAAAACUUGUGUUUUCAGCUUUAAUAAAUUAUUCUUUCAGGUUCCAUAGGUAUGUUAUUAUUUACGUUCCACUUGUAACGUUUCACGCAAUAAUAUAUAUGCAUACAUGUAUAUAUAUAAAUAAAUAUAUAUAUCCAUAGAUAUAUAGAAAGAAUAAUAAGGCCCCUUGGGCCCAAGAGUACGCUUGAAAAACUUAACGGCCGAGGAAACGAAAAUAUCGGGGAGACUGAUAUACAUGAAUAUAUCAUUAUAAAUACACAAAAAUACGUAAUAUAACAGCUGCAAUGCGCGAUCAUGCAGACCUGAGAUAUAUAACGAACGCAUAUAAAAAAAAAGAGCUUAUCGGCAUUCCGUUAGAGUCCGACCUCGCUCGAAUUCCUAUAUACAAAUUUUUAAAAAUCGAUUUAAGAAAAAGACAUGCCUCUGUCCCACGAUGUUACGGAUAUUGAAACGCAUCCGAAUGAUCGAGUAACGAGAGUCCGAGUCUAUCGUCGCUUGCCGUUAAGUCUUUAUGGGAGAGGUAGAGGUUAGCAUUGUCUUAAAAAAAAAAGACAAUCAAUUAAACCUCCAAAGUAUGUGUGACGGUGUCCAUUAUUGUACUUAUAUGUGUUCUGAACUCUCCACUUCAGUCAGGAGGCAGGCAGGACAGGUUCCGUAUGUGGAGUGGCUUGGUUCUGAAGCUCUGGUUGGUGGCAUGGAUGAUGUCAUCUACCAUCCCCAACUACAACGCGUGGCACAGUUGGCACACCCUUCGCGCGCCGCAUUCUUUACUCCAAAGCAGAGUCAUGAGAAUGAACGAAACUCGGCUCAGGAAUCCGACAAGUGAAAUGGCAAAUUUGAACACCCAAAUGUGCCCAGCGUCCCUUCCUUUGUCUCGUACGAGAGUAAAAACAAAAAAAGAAAACGGCCUUUCACAAGAUAUUCUUCUUCUUCCUCCUCUUCUUUACACGACAAAAAGGAGAUCGAAAAGUAUAACGAGAGU